ACAAAUAAUGAAUUAACAUGAAUUAUUUGAAUUUCGUUAUCGAAGAACUGAAGGAUCCUCACAGAAAUCUGCCCAGAGCCAUCUUCAUCUCGUGCGUUUUGGUGACAGUUGUGUACGCCCUAACCAUCGUCGCUUUCCACACAACGCUAUCAGUACAAGAAGUCUUGGGAGCAGAGGCAGUGGCCGUGAUAUUCGCCGAACGUAUAUAUGGGGUUAUGGCAUGGAUCGUCCCCGUGUUCGUGGCGAUGUCAACGUUUGGCGGCGUGAACGGAAUCCUGUUUACUUCUUCUAGGUUAUUCUACGCCGGUGCUUCCUUUGGUCAGAUGCCUCAAAUCCUUGCUAUGAUACAGAUAAAACACCUCACGCCUGCCCCUGCUGUUAUUUUUGUGACGCUGUUGUCUCUGAUCUACCUCUGUUCCAGCGAUAUUUACGCUCUGAUUAAUUAUGUGGGAUUUGCUACGUGGGUUGCUAUUGGCCUGGCAGUGGUUUGUCUUCCUUAUCUGCGGUGGAAAAUGCCGUGUCUAGCUCGACCAAUCAAAGUGAACUUGUUUUUCCCAAUAAUCUACAUUCUGGCAACUCUGUUCAUCACCUUUGUCCCGAUGAUUGCUGACCCAGUUGGAACAGGCUUUGGACUUUUGAUCAUUAUGACAGGUGUUCCGGUAUAUUUUAUCUUUGUCUAUUGGGAGAACAAACCUAAGCCUAUCCUGAAGGCAAUAGAUGCCACGACACUUUUUCUGCAGAAGAUUCUGGUGGUAGUUCCAUCAGAAGUGCCAGAACAUUUGUAAAGCACAAGUUAAGUCAGUAGUUAAUGUGAAAAAAAAAAUAUAUUGUGAAAAAUGUCCUUGCAGUAAACCGUUAGCUGUGAGCUGUGUUUAAAUAUUUAAAAUUUUCUGUAGCAAUACGUACUAGAGACAAAUCUGACCAGAAUAAUUCAUAUUAAUCAGUAAAUAUCGUCACACUUGAAGUAACAGCCCCUCAAAUAAAGGUGAACACCAACUUUUUUUAUUUAGUUUACGAAUAAAAUUAAUUUCUCAAUAUAAUUUAACAAAACCUUUUAAAACUCCAUAUUCUUUUUUCUUUCUUUAUUUCGUACAAAGUGUUAAUGAGUAACUUCUAUAAUAUUAUUUCCCAUUUUAUAUCGACACAUCAGUGAUGUCGACAUUCGCGGAACUUGGGAUCAAAGGAAAACUUUUCGUCCAGGUAUACGUGUUUUAUUCAUAUUAAACCUCAGUGUUUUACACCAUGAUAGUUUGAGUAUUUUCAGAAAGUCUGGAAAAGUAUUUUUAAAAGAUCCAAGAACAGUUUAUCUUCAUAAAAAGUGAUCUUAUUUCUAAAAACAUUUUUUGGUAUACCGUAACAUCUUUUUUGAUAUGAACGCCACCUUUUGUCAAGUCUCCUGUGUUUUAAAGUAUUUACUUCACCACUUAUUUCUUAAAAAUGACCCGUAAUUAAUGCUACAAAUUGUUUAUAAAAAUGAAACUAUCAAAUGACUUUAUUCGCAGGUUCCAAAAGUUGUCAUUAGAUGGCAGCACUAAA
Molecule: messenger RNA, 1536 nt
Organism: Limulus polyphemus (Atlantic horseshoe crab)
Lineage: Eukaryota; Metazoa; Arthropoda; Merostomata; Xiphosura; Limulidae
Product: large neutral amino acids transporter small subunit 2-like
Exons: 9
Coding region: 18-785 (255 amino acids)
Biological process (GO): amino acid transmembrane transport
Cellular component (GO): membrane
Molecular function (GO): L-amino acid transmembrane transporter activity
Source: RefSeq, a predicted model, not a curated record